Aspergillus ochraceoroseus IBT 24754 is the source of this 1904-nucleotide messenger RNA. RefSeq lists its product as uncharacterized. NCBI's taxonomy places the organism in Eukaryota, Fungi, Ascomycota, Eurotiomycetes, Eurotiales, Aspergillaceae. The coding region runs from base 389 to 1699 and encodes 436 amino acids. The record is from RefSeq and is a predicted model, not a curated record. Gene Ontology annotation, molecular function: cytochrome-b5 reductase activity, acting on NAD(P)H; structural constituent of ribosome. Gene Ontology annotation, cellular component: ribosome. The transcript is spliced from 6 exons. Gene Ontology annotation, biological process: ergosterol biosynthetic process; translation.
CCGGCACACCUAUCUCGACAAACUAACCGACACAGCGUCAACAAAAAUGGGUGAGUCUUAUCAUUUUUUCUCCUGUCCAAUAUCCCUUCGUGAAUCGGCUAUACUGUGCUUUCUCCCUUGAACGUUGAACGACUUCUCUCCGGCGAAUAACAACUUCUACGACAUUGGAAUCAUGAGAUGCGCGACCAUUUAAAAGAAAGGAUUUCGACAGGAGUGUGUGGUGUUAGGCGAAGGAAUUUUGGUGGUUGAGAGGAAAAGUUUUGGUCGCAUCUUGUUCAGUUUUUUUCGGCAUGAAUCGAUAAAAUAACCCUUUCGACUUGAUCCAACGGAGGCCAGCCGCUAAACACAGCCGAUUCACUGAGGAUAAGACGCAACAGUUUCGGAGGAAAUGGCUGACUGGAAUAUCACAGGGCGUCUCACCGAGUACCAGGUCAUUGGGCGUCAUCUGCCCACCGAGGCGAACCCCACGCCCAAGCUGUACCGCAUGCGCAUCUUUGCGCCUAAUACCGUCGUUGCCAAGUCGCGGUUCUGGUAUUUCCUCACCCAGCUCCGCAAGGUCAAGAAGGCCAACGGUGAGAUCGUCAGCAUCAACGUGAUCCACGAGAAGCGCCCCCUUAAGGUCAAGAACUUCGGUAUCUGGCUUCGCUACGACUCUCGCUCCGGCACGCACAACAUGUACAAGGAGUUCCGUGAGAUGAGCCGCACCGAUGCUGUUGAGGCUCUCUACCAGGACAUGGCUGCUCGUCACCGUGCCCGCUUCGGCUCCAUCCACAGUGCCCGCCAAUACUCCACCGAAGCCCCCAAGAGCAAGUCCCUCGCCCCUGUCUAUGCCGCUGUCGGUGCAACAGGUCUCGGUAUUGGACUGUACCGCUACUACUCUAGUGGUGCUACGACUGCAGAGGCCCCCAAGGAUCGCCCUAAGGUUUUCACCGGCGGGGACCAGGGAUGGAUUGACCUGAAGUUGUUGGACAGUGAGACGCUGAGCCACAACACCAAGAGACUGCGUUUCGAGUUCCCGGAUAAGGAAGCCGUUUCUGGUCUUGAAGUUGCCUCUGUCCUCUUAACCAAGUUCACCCCCGCCGAAGGCGAGAAGGCGGUCAUUCGCCCUUACACCCCCACAAGUGAUGAAGAGCAACCUGGUUAUCUUGAGCUGGUCGUCAAGCGUUACCCCAACGGACCCAUGUCUGAGCACAUACACAGCCUGAACCCAGCCCAGCCCCUGUCUUUCAAGGGACCGUUCCCCAAGUACCCUUGGGAAGCCAACAAGCACGAGCAUAUCUGCUUGAUUGCCGGUGGUACUGGAAUCGCGCCCAUGUGGCAGCUGGCGCGCCAAAUCUUCAAGAACCCCGAGGAUAAAACCAAAGUCACUCUCGUUUUCGGAAAUGUCACCGAGGAGGAUAUCCUUUUGAAGAAGGAACUGGAUGAACUUGAGAACACGUACCCCCGCCGCUUCAAGGCCUUCUACGUCCUGGACAACCCUCCCAAGGAGUGGACCGGUGGUAAGGGCUUCAUCACCAAGGAACUCCUGAAGACUGUUCUUCCCGAGCCCAAGGAGGAGAACAUCAAGAUCUUCGUCUGCGGCCCUCCCGGCAUGUACAAGGCCAUUAGCGGAUCCAAGAAGAGCCUCAAGGACCAGGGUGAGCUUUCUGGCAUCCUGAAGGACUUGGGGUACAGCGCGGAGCAGGUGUUCAAGUUCUAAAACCCGGUUGCUUAAGAUAUGAGAAUUCCCGAGCAGUUGGGUUUAUACGCAUCUUCUAGAGAAUCUUGUUUGUGCUUGCUUGGUUGGUUUUAUACCUCAGCUGUAUAUCCAAUUUUAGAAUAGUUCCCGGAGAUAGACGUUUUUAUUUCUUCUGGGAUUGAUAGACAAUCAGAUGGUGUAUUUCUAUGCUCAAUAUAUAUGGUAG